This is a messenger RNA of Sphaeroforma arctica JP610, 1293 nucleotides long. Its product is annotated as Ras-like GTP-binding protein A. The transcript is spliced from 7 exons. Gene Ontology annotation, biological process: positive regulation of TOR signaling; cellular response to amino acid stimulus; cellular response to starvation. Bases 78 to 992 code for a protein of 304 amino acids. Gene Ontology annotation, cellular component: nucleus; lysosome; Gtr1-Gtr2 GTPase complex. The record is from RefSeq and is a predicted model, not a curated record. Lineage: Eukaryota; Ichthyosporea; Ichthyophonida. Gene Ontology annotation, molecular function: GTPase activity; GTP binding.
CGCUACUCGCGUCAUUGCAUAGCACAUACUCGUCGUAGUAGUAGUAGUUGUUGAUCUAAUAGACAAGCAUUUGUACGAUGAAGAAGAAGGUACUGUUGAUGGGAAAAUCGGGGUCUGGUAAGACCUCGAUGAGAUCCAUUAUAUUCGCCAACUACAUAGCUCGUGAUACCCGUCGACUGGGUUACACUAUUGAUGUUGAACAUUCUCACGUACGAUUCCUCGGCAACUUGGUAUUGAACCUGUGGGAUUGUGGAGGUCAGGAGGCGUUUAUGGAGAACUACUUCGCUAGUCAGAGGGAUCAUAUCUUCAGAAAUGUGGAGGUCCUGAUAUAUGUAUUCGAUGUGGAGAGUCGUGAAUUGGAAAAGGAUAUGCACUACUAUCAGUCGUGCCUCGAAGCCAUAUUGCAAAAUUCGCGUGACGCGAAGAUAUUCUGUCUCAUACAUAAAAUGGAUUUGGUGCAGGAAGGCCAAAGAGAUGCAAUUUUCGGUGACCGAGAGCUGGAACUGAAGAGACGGUCUCUGCCCCUGGACAUCACCUGUUUCCGUACGUCUAUCUGGGACGAAACUCUAUACAAGGCCUGGUCCUCGAUUGUAUACUCGCUGAUUCCAAAUGUUCGACUCUUGGAAUUACACCUCAGCAAAUUCGCCGAUAUUUUAGAAGCCGACGAGGUCGUGCUCUUUGAGAGGGCCACUUUCCUGGUGAUCUCGCACUCGACGAGAACGAACUACAUGGACUUGCAUCGGUUUGAGAAAAUAUCGAACAUCAUCAAGCAGUUCAAGCUCAGCUGCACGAAAUCGCACUCGCAGUUCCAGAGCGUCGAAGUCAGAAACAGCUCGUUUGCCGCUUUCAUCGAUGUCUUCACCAGCAACACUUACGUUAUGGUGAUCAUGUCCGACCCCACCAUCCCCUCUGCCGCGACUUUAGUAAACAUACACAACGCCCGAAAACACUUCGAACAACUUGAUGCCGGUCGAGUUGCUAACGGAAGGUAGUUAGGGAGAUACUAUUUCUAUUGCUUAGAACGAAGCCAAGUGACUGUUAGACGAGCAAGCCGGGAGUGGCGCUUAGCAAAGGGCGUCAAGCUUACUUCUCUCCGAUAAUUAGGAAAUAAAGUGUGCAUGUAGUAUAGUAUUCAUUUUGACUUACAGUGACGUACGGAGAUAUUCGCGGGGGAAUACUGGUUUGUACAAGACAUAGCAAGCACGUCGUGUACAAUAUUAAAAUAUAGAGCAAUAAAAAUGAUGUUAUUCUUCAGAUACAUAACAUCCUGUCGCCUAGGUUAGGCUAUCACCA